Pseudogymnoascus destructans is the source of this 3218-nucleotide messenger RNA. RefSeq lists its product as uncharacterized. The record is from RefSeq and is a predicted model, not a curated record. The transcript is spliced from 6 exons. Gene Ontology annotation, molecular function: protein binding. NCBI's taxonomy places the organism in Eukaryota, Fungi, Ascomycota, Leotiomycetes, Thelebolales, Thelebolaceae. The coding region runs from base 1116 to 3218 and encodes 700 amino acids.
CCAGAGUCGGCGCUAUCGUGUCAGAGGUGCGGGCCGGAGUCCGUCCCUUAAUCGCUACAGGUACGGCUGAGGGUUGGCAAGGGGGGUCGACAGAGUGAUUUGCGCUCAGCCUUGUCUGCAACACACCUGUUGCUCAGGUCAUUAUCGUGCCACCACGUGAUAGGAUUAGGAUUACCGUGAUGCAAGACGAGAGCGCCAGAAACGCUAAGCGCUCAGCCUUGACAAGACUCCCCCAUCCUAUCGCAUUACGACUCGGCCUAUAACAUAUCUCAAUUUAUUGUCGAGCCCUCAUCUAUGGCGAAGAUUCACCAGGAGGGAGUCACACUGCUCUCCGAGAGCGAAGGCGCUAGCGGGGGACCAGCGCCAUCUGAAGUACAACCCCGCCCAGUUCCGCCUCUUAACAACAGCGCGUUCUGACCACGAGCAGCGUCAUCUUCGUCCAUGGCCUCAGAGGGCAUCCACGCGGGACUUGGUCGCAUCCACGGCCCACUUCUACGGCCGGUCGCAAUGAAGACACCGAUGCACGCACCGACAAGCACAAGAACAUCUAGACCUUCUUGGGGCUGAAGAAGAGCAAGAAAGAGACCGACGACAAGAGGCAGACGAGUACUUCUCCACCGUCAGAUAUCUUCUGGCCAGAAGAGUAUCUCGCGCCGGACCUUCCUCAGGCUCGAAUAUGGACGUACGGGUACAACGCAGAUGUCAUUGGUGGGCUUUUCCAGGCAAACAACCAGAACAGUGUUUCACAGCAUGGCCAGGACUUCGCUGUCAGGUUGGAGAGGGAUAUUGAUAAUGAGGAUCCGAUUGUGUUUGUAGCGCAUAGUCUUGGUGGGAUCAUCACGAAAGACGCACUACAUAGAUCGGAGACAAUCUGCAAACGGACAAAGCUGAUUGUAUUUCUUGGGACGCCACAUCGAGGAAGCACGUACGCUGGUUGGGGGGUGAUCGCAUCAAACUUGGCGAGCAUAGCCCUUCAAGACUCGAACAAACGGCUUGUACAAACGCUUGAAGUCAACGAUGAGGUUUUGGACAAUAUUCACGAGGAGUUCAAGACCAUACUUGUCAAAUGUGCUAUCAAAGUUCACUCAUUCCAAGAGGCGAAGGGGAUUUCCGGCAUGAAAGGUCUAGACAGCAAAGUAGUGGACAACUUUUCCUCGAAGCUCGAUCUCGCCAGGGAACAAGAAACGGUGGAGACCAUCGAUGCGAAUCAUAUGGAAAUGGCUCGGUGUAGCAGCAGAGACGAUGCGCAUUACCGCCAGAUCUGUGGAGUUCUAAAACAGUUUAUAAGGACCGGACUGUUGAGCAGGGAAACAAACUCGGCCGAGAGCAAUGAUAGAUCCUUUCGUCCGGCACUGGCCAAACCAUUCAUAGUUCCCUUCUCGCAAAACGAGCACUUUGUUGGUCGAGAAGACAUUCUAGAUCAGUUGGACUUAGGAGGCCAGCAGCAGGCGCCAAAAAAGCACAGGAGACAUGCACUAGUCGGUCUUGGGGGAGUUGGGAAAUCUCAAAUCGCCAUUGAGUAUGCAUACCGAGCGCGGAAGCACCAACCGCAACUAUCAGUGUUCUGGAUCCAUGCCAGUACCAGGACCCGGUUCGAACAAGCGUAUCAGGAGAUGGCGGAGAGACUUGAGCUUCCCGGGCGACACAAUCCAGAGGCUAACGUGCUACGCCUGGUAUACAAUUGGCUUUCGGACGAAGCAAACGGACAAUGGCAUAUGAUACUAGACAAUGUCGACGACGGAAGCAUGUUUUUUGGGAAUAAUGGAGUCACCACGGGCGUCUCACCGCACGACCAAGCAGCUGACUCGCAGCCACCACUAGAGUCGUUUCUUCCUCAGUCGCGAAAUGGAUCAAUCCUCAUCACAUCACGUACCUCGACCGCAGCCAACAACCUCGUCGACACGUUCGGGAAGCUUGUAUCAGUAGAGCCAAUGAAAGAGAAGGACUCCGUUGACUUAUUCAAGACGAAGAUUCCGGUGAACAAGUGUUCGGAAACAGACUUAGUGGAACUGACCCAGGCACUUGAAGGUAUCCCACUGGCGAUUACGCAUGCUGCAGCAUACAUACGGUCAAGGCCACGGGUUACCGUGUCUAUAUACCUCAGCCUCUUCCAGGAGAGCGAGUCGAACCAGGCUAGUCUACUGAAUAACAACGAGACAACAGACCUCCGGCGUGAUCACAGUAUCAGGCACGCAGUGAUUACGACGUGGCAGAUUUCGUUCGAUCAGAUCCAACUGACGUGGCCUGACUCUGCAAAGCUACUUUCGCUCAUGGCCAUGUUUGACAGACAGGGGAUUCCGGAGUCUAUUCUGUACAAUGGCAGAGAUAGGCUGCAGUUUGAGGAUGCAGUGGCGCCGUUGACAAGCUUCUCUCUGAUUAAGGUCCAGAGUUCGAAGCAGCCAGAGCCGCAGGUUGGGGAGCAUCUUUUUGAGAUGCACGACUUGGUACAGCUAGCAACAAGGAAGUGGCUAGAAAUACAGAGGAAGAUUGGCAGGUGGCAUAAGGCGUCACUGCGGAUUAUGGCUGCUGAUUUCCCAAGCGGGGAGCACGAUACAUGGGCAGCUUGUCGAGCGCUCCUUCCGCACGCUCGAAAGGUGCUCAGUUACGCUCCAGAAGACACAGAGGCAACACUGGAUCGAGCGAGGAUUGAAGAUAAUACAGUAUGGUAUCUUCUCCAGGUAGGGGAAUAUGCAGCAGCGGAGAAGAUUGGGCGGACUGCAAUAAUGGGGAGGGAGGAGAUACUUGGAGUAGAGCAUCUGGAUACGCUCACUAGCGUCAGCAAUCUAGGAUCAGUGUUGGAAAGCCAGGGCAAGUACGAAGAGGCGGAAGCAAUGCACCAGCGGGCUCUGAAAGGAAGGCAGAAGAUGCUUGGAGAAGAGCAUCCCAACACGCUCACUAGCGUUGGCAACGUUGGAGUGGUGUUAGAAAGGCAGGGUAAGUACAAAGAGGCAGAAGCAUUGCAACAGCGAGCUCUAGAAGGAAGGGAGAAGGUGCUUGGGGUAGAGCACCCUGAUACGCUUACUAGUGUUAGUAACCUUGGAUUGGCGUUAUCAAGGCAGGGCAAGUACAACGAGGCAGAAGCUAUGCACCGGCGAGCUCUAGAAGGAAGGGAGAAGGUGCUUGGAGUAGAGCACCCACACACGCUCACUAGUGUUGGCAACCUUGGGUCAGUGUCAGAGAGGCAGGGCAAGUACAACGAAGCAGAAGCGAAGAACUGA